AUGUCAACGAUCAGCUCAACUACAAAGGUGACAUUCUCGACAGGUACCUUUGUAGUGAACACUAGAUCAAUGGUGAACAACAACAAUUUAUACCUGUCAACUGAGACGUCUACCAAGGUAGACAAACGAUCAAAUGGUGAUAAACCAACAACAAAGACAUCCAAGACAAAAACAACAACAAGUACAACUUCAACAACAGCACCAGCUAAACAUAUUAGAUAUAAAGUGGAUGAUGGCGAACAGGUCAAUCAUUACUCGUCAGAGGUCAACAAGUAUAGACAGUUGGAGAAGGGCAAACGAAUGGACCUCAACUACAAGCCCAACCUUCCCAACAUUGAACCAAAGCUCAAGGAGAUUGACAGUUCAGAGGUGUUUAGCAAGGGACACUUUGGUGACUUGGAGCUCUGUGCCGCUCUUACCGACAACUUGACCGGUCACAUGCAGCUGAAGCAACCGACACACAUCCAAUCAGCAUCCAUCCCACACAUCCUCAAGAAGAAAGAUGUCAUGGUCAAAGCUCAAACAGGCAGUGGCAAGACACUUGCCUAUAUGAUACCCGUGGUACAGGAACUCUCCAUCAGACCUCAGCGUAUAUCUCGAGCUGAGGGCUGCUACUGCAUUAUUGUGGCACCCACACGCGAGCUUGCAUUGCAGAUCUUUGAAGUGCUACAGAAGCUCUUGAAGCCUUUCCAUUGGAUAGUACCUGGUCUGAUCAUGGGUGGUGAGAGUAGGGACAGCGAGAAGGCAAGGCUAAGGAAGGGCAUCUCGAUAUUGGUCGCCACGCCUGGACGUCUACUGGACCAUCUCAAGAUGACACAGAGCUUCAUGGUGCAGAAUGCUCAAUGGCUGGUAUUGGACGAAGCGGACCGUCUCUUGGAUCUUGGCUUUGAAAAGUCAAUCAAUGAUAUCAUAACCAUCAUGAACCAGAAACAACAGACAAGAGACAAACGACAGAACAUAUUGGUGUCUGCAACGUUGAGUGAAGGAAUCAAUCGUCUGGCAUCUCUGAGUCUUGUUGACCCAGUCUAUGUUAGUGUCGAAGGUCAAUUGCACACUGAUGAAAAUGGACAGCUCAAAGAGGAGGGCUACGUCGCACCCAAACAACUGGAUCAGUACUAUGUCGAGGUGGAGUCAAAGGAGAGACUGGUGUCCUUAGUGGCUUUCUUAAAGUGGAAGACAACUAGUUCAUUGAUGUCUGGAGGAGCAUCAAAGAUUAUCAUUUUCUUCUCAUCAUGUGAUUCGGUUGAGUUUCAUCACUACCUCUUCUCCAAUGUUAAGCUGGAUGCAGAUCGAUCUGGACAGAAUGCACAAAAGGCCAACUCCAUCUUUAAGGAUGGUGGAACGGUUGUCGACAAGGAUGGAACAGUCAAGAAGGAUGAGAUCAAGAAACUGCCAUUGUUUGCUGCUACUCUCUACAAACUGCAUGGUGAUAUCGAACAGAAGCAGAGAACAGAUACCUUUUUGAACUUUAAGAAGGCCAAAGAGGGAAUACUCUUGACAACUGAUGUUGCUGCACGUGGACUUGAUUUGCCAGAGGUCAAUUGGAUUGUCCAGUAUGAUCCAUGUUCAGAUACCAAGGAAUACAUUCACAGAAUAGGAAGAACAGCAAGGCUAGGUCAUACUGGCUCUGCUCUCAUAUUCCUUACACCGAGUGAGAGGAAGUAUAUAAUGCACUUGAAUAAGUACAAUAUCGAGCCAACAGAGAUGAAUGUUACAACUAUUCUACAGAGUCUUUACCAUACGACCGAGGGUCAACUCAAGAAGACCAUCAAGUCCACUCAACUUGAAUCUCAAGUUCAUGAUUUACAACUUACAAUGGAGCGAUACGUUCUGGAAGAUGAAAAGGGUACUGAGUUGGCCAGGUCAGCAUACCAGUCAUCUCUGCGAGCAUACGCCACACACAAGACACUACUGAAAAGUGUGUUCCACAUUGGAUCACUGCAUCUUGGUCAUGUGUCCAAGAGUUUUGCCCUUAGAGAGACACCUUCAGAAUUGAACAAAAUAACAGCAAAGCAAGACAAGGUAGCAAAGAAGGAGGACGACUUGAAGAAGUUGCAAAAGACAACAGACUUCAAGAUGAAGAACUACUUCCAGACCAAUGAGUUUGGAAAUGGACUUGGUGCCAACAUGGCAAACUCUACCAACAAGAAGAGAACGUUUGUGGAUCACACUCACACCACCAGUGGCGCCAAUAAAAAGGUUAGAUCUGACCUUUGA
Molecule: messenger RNA, 2217 nt
Organism: Acytostelium subglobosum LB1
Lineage: Eukaryota; Evosea; Eumycetozoa; Acytosteliales; Acytosteliaceae
Exons: 7
Coding region: 1-2217 (738 amino acids)
Biological process (GO): ribosome biogenesis
Cellular component (GO): nucleus
Molecular function (GO): nucleic acid binding; ATP binding
Source: RefSeq, a predicted model, not a curated record